Molecule: messenger RNA, 2331 nt
Organism: Engraulis encrasicolus (European anchovy)
Lineage: Eukaryota; Metazoa; Chordata; Actinopteri; Clupeiformes; Engraulidae
Gene: prmt7
Product: protein arginine methyltransferase 7
Exons: 17
Coding region: 133-2187 (684 amino acids)
Biological process (GO): peptidyl-arginine methylation
Molecular function (GO): protein-arginine N-methyltransferase activity
Source: RefSeq, a predicted model, not a curated record
UGCGAUAACACAGUCACGUGAUUGUUUGGACCAGUGCAGCAUGGCUGCUUCCAUCAGAGCAAUUCUGCUGUAGUCUAUAAAGCUGAUUACAAUUGUUACUUAUGUUUAUGAAAUAUUGAAUUAAAACGCAUCAUGAAGACGUUCUACGGCCGUGCUGAUCCAUCAAUGGGGGGCAUUGAUUGUGAAGAAGAAGAUGAGGAAUACGACUAUCACCAAGAGAUUGCGAGGUCCUCUUUUGCAGACAUGUUGCAUGACCAGGACAGAAACAUUAAGUAUUACCAGGGUAUUAAAGCAGCCGUCCAGAGGGUAAAGGCUCGUGGUGAAAAGGUGACUGUCCUGGACAUUGGCACUGGAACUGGUCUGCUAUCCAUGAUGGCUGUCACUGCUGGAGCAGAUUACUGUUACGCAGUGGAGGUCUUCAACCCCAUGGCGGAUGCUGCUGUCACUAUUGUGAAGAGGAAUGGGUUUGCAGACAAAAUCAAGGUUAUCAAUAAACAUUCCACAGAAGUCACAGUGGGGCCAGAUGGAGACAUGCUCACGAGAGCAAACAUACUUGUCACCGAGUUAUUUGAUACAGAACUGAUUGGUGAGGGAGCCUUACCCAGCUAUGAACAUGCCCAUAUACACCUAAUGCAGAGAGGCUGUGAAGCUGUGCCCCAUCGUGCCACCAUAUAUGCCCAGCUGGUAGAGUCCGAGAGGCUGUGGAGUUGGACCCAACUGCAGCCCAUCGAUGUGGAUGACGGCAAGAGGCUGCUGCCUCCUCCAGCUGCGGUUUCCUGCUCAGGGGCGCCCUCUGUCUGUGACAUCCAGCUAAGUCAGGUCUCCCCUCAGUCUUUCACAGCACUCGGACCAUUAUGCACCAUGUUCAGGGUGGACUUCAGCCAGCCGGUGAGCAGUGCCUCACAGUCCUACUCAUCCCAGUUCCAGGUCCAGGCCAGCGGGCGGGCCCAAGUGGUCCUGUCCUGGUGGGACAUAGACAUGGAUCCAGAGGGCAGUAUUGUAUGUUCCAUGGCCCCCAGUUGGACCUAUGCAGAUCCCCAAGAGGGCCCUUGGCGGGAUCACUGGAUGCAGAGUGUCUACUUCCUGCCCUCUGAGAUGGCUGUCAGGGAAGGGGAAGAGGUCCGUCUUACUGUAACCCAUGACGACUACAGCCUCUGGUACAAUCUCUCCAGCAGCCCACAGACCAGUACGGGUUCACUGUUGGAUCGGCCAAUGUGUACUUGUCAGGCCCAUCUUGUCUGGAACCGACCUCGCUUUGGAGAGCUCAAUGACAGGCACAGGAAUCGGAGUUAUAUCAAGGCACUCCGCAGAGUCCUGAAAUCUGACAGUGUUUGUCUCGGUAUAAGCGAUGGAAGUCUCCUUCCCAUACUUGCCUCUAUGACUGGAGCCCAAAAGGUUUUCUCAAUUGAGAACUCUGGCAUGUCCCGACAAGUCAUCGAACAGAUCCUUGAAUGCAAUUCCCUGAAGGACGAGGUCCAGUUGUUAGGGAUGCAACCUGAGCAGGUCACAUCUGAAGACCUAGAAGGCCAUAAGGUGUCGGUGCUGAUGGGAGAACCUUACUUCAGUUCCAGCCUGUUGCCAUGGCACUCUCUGUACUUCUGGUACUGCCGCACAGCCUUGGCCCAAACACUGCAGCCCAACGCCACCAUCUUGCCCAGUUCCGCGACUCUUUACAUCAUGGGAGUCCAGUUUCAGGACCUGUGGAGGAUACGGGCUCCAAGUGGGACCUGUGAGGGCUUUGAUGUGACACCGAUGGACGAGAUGGUCCAGCAAUCCUUGGACUACCGAGAGUCACGGGAGGCUGAGCCACACCACCUGUGGGAAUACCCUUGCAGAGGCCUGACUGACCCUCAGCCUGUCAUGACCUUCAACUUCCAGAAGUGUCUUCCCGAGCAGCCAAUUAGCAGUCAGGGAUCUGUGCCCCUUCUGAGGGGAGGACGCUGCCAUGGAGUGGCUAUGUGGAUGGAGUUCCAGCUGACUGAUGAGAUCACUCUGAGCAUGGGCCUCUUGGAACCUGUCAGUGAAAAGGGGGCCUGCAAAUGGAGUCCUCAUAGGAAGCAGGGUGUGUACUUCUUGAAGUCGUCCUGGGACAGCGUAGGAGACGGGAGGGCUUCAGUGGCCUACAACCUGACCUUUGACCCUAAAUUGGGUGACAUCAAAAUGGACUUCUCAGUUGCCUCACCUUGAAAACUGCCCAGAAGACUCCAUUGCCUUAAACUUUAUGAACUGCUGAGUAUUGUUAAAAAGACUUUGGAUGACUAUUUAUUCUAGCCUCUGUAUCUGUCAUAUUGUAAACCUCCUUUGAUAAUACAUUACCUUCUUUUGUAAAUA